Messenger RNA from Phytophthora sojae, 744 nucleotides. RefSeq lists its product as hypothetical. The coding region runs from base 241 to 744 and encodes 167 amino acids. Lineage: Eukaryota; Oomycota; Peronosporomycetes; Peronosporales; Peronosporaceae. The record is from RefSeq and is a predicted model, not a curated record. The transcript has 3 exons.
AGCAGGGUUCGGCGCCGCCGGAGCCGUCGCGCGUUUUGCUCGCGAAGCUUGCCGUUGCUUGUCGCACCUCAAUGGAGUCGCGCCGGCUUAGCUUAGUCUUGGUGCCGGCGGGGUUGCCGUGCAUGGCAGUGUUAACUCGGUUUCGGUCUCGUGUGCACGUUCCGCCCGUGUUCACUAAUCUGAAGUGCAGCACACAUCAAUACCAUCCUCUUGCAUACGACAUGACAGAAGGUAAGUGCCAUGAUCAAGCGCAGCUCUGCUGCCGCCGACGGCUCGCACACGCCGCGCUUCGGCUACUUGCUGCGUCUGGGACUGGAGUCCAUUGGGGUGCGCUAUGUGUCGACGGAUGUGCUGCGCAAGGCCAAGAAGAAUCAGACGACGGAGCGGGAAUACUGGGCGCUGUGGAGACUGCUGCACGAUUUAGUACUAGUGAUGCUGGCCGACUUCGAAGUGGACAUGCAGGAAAUGGAGCGGUUGAACAGUAAGGAGGCAGUGGAGAGCGGUCUACUAGACCCAAAGCUGCACGCCGUCCAGAUGGAGCUGGUGAAGUUUUACCUUUACGAGUGGGGGUUCGUGUGUACAGCGUUUUAUUCCGAUGCUGCACGUCCGUCAAGCCAAGUUCUGCUGCUCGCCUUUGCGUGGCUCGUUGCGUUUUCGCGGUUCUUUGAGAAGCAGCAGCGGUAUAUUUUGGAAGUACGUGCAAUGUGGAUGUCAGCGUUUAGAUGUUGCUUCUGCGUUUGCUAA